AUGAAUUAUAACCAUCACUAAAUCGUAGAAAAAUGGAUGAAGCGAUUUCGACAAUGCUUAAACUUCUGCUAUGGAAGUGAUUCAUAGAUGAUAACCAUGGAAUUACACAAGGGUAAUGUACAACUACUGAGUGUACCAUAAAAUAAAAAUAUAUUCAACACAAGAAAAUAUAGAGUAAAGAUUACCUGUUAUUGUUAGUUAUAUAACUUUUUACCUAAAACUUUAUACAUAGCAUUAUAAAGAUUUGGGAAUAUCUAUCUUUUAGGGAUUUCCUUAAUUAUGUUGAUUGAUCCAUCAUUGUCACCAUUUUAUAGAUGGAUUACUAUUUUCCCUGUUGGAUUGAGUGUGAUAUUUUAUGUCUUAAUGGAAUUUAUACUUGACAUACGUAGACAGAGUCAUGAUCAUAAGAUAAAUAUGUAAACAACAUCGAGAGGUGCCAAAGAUGGUUCUUUAGAAACUAUUAAAUGGAGUGAUAUCCAAAUCGGUGAUGUUCUCUAUCUCAUAAAAGGUGACAUUGUACCUGCAGAUAUGAUUUUAUUAGACUCAGGAUAAGUUAGAGAUAGAGAAGCUAUUUGUAUGGUUGAUACUUAAUAUUAUGAUGGUAAGUCUACUCUAACAAAAAAGAAAUCAUCAUAUUUGACUUAAUUGAUUGUUUUAAGAACUAGACUUAAGAAUUAAUAUCCAGAAUACAGAAAAAUGUUGACUGGAAAACUUGAAUAUGAAGCUCCUAAUGGAUAUACUUAAAGAUUUCAUGGAAGAUUAAAAUUAAAAAAGGAUCCAAAAAAUGAAGAGUUAACUAUUGAUAAUUUCAUUCCUAAAGGUACUAAAAUCAAAUAGACAUCUUGGUUAUUUGGUUUAGUUGUCUAUGUUGGUGAAAAUACUAAAACUAUGUAAAGUAGUCAUUAUAAUGCCUAAAAACAUAGUUUUGAUGAAAAAUAAUGUAACUUUUAUUCAUUUCUUAUGGCUUGUUUAUCACUCUUUUUUACAUUAAUAUCCAUCAUUGUACUAUUAGCCAGAUCUGAUGAAGAUAAUUAUGCAUUACUAAUUGAUGACUAUACUACUAAUGGUAUGAAAGUUUUCUAAUUGGCUAUUUUAUAUGCAUAACUAAUUCCAUCAACUCUAUAUUUAUUAUUAGAUUUUGUAAAUUUUAUUUCGUUAUUUAAAUAUGAGAUUAAUUUAAUAGAAGAUAAUAUCAUUAAAUAUGUGAAAAUUAAUACAUCAAAUAAUCUUAGUGAUUUAGGACAUGUUGAUUAUAUGCUUAUAGACAAAACAGGUACUUUGACUACGUCUUAUUAUAAAUUGGAUAAUUUAUUAUUUGGUUCUUUAUCUUUUACAUUGAAUUAUGAUUAAUUGCAAACAACUUUAAAUUAAAAAUCUGUUAAACAUGAAGAUAAUGAUGAUCCAAUUAAAUUUGCUAGUAUCAAUGAUAAUAAUGAAUAUUUAAUUCCAUUUGAAUAUGAUAAAAAAAGUAGUCAUACAGAUGUUUAACCAAGCGGUAAGUUACUCUUAAAAAGUGUUAAAACUUCUAAUAACAAUCCAAUAUUUAGUUAGAUUACUGCUGUACCUUAAAAUAAGAGAAUGACAAUGUUAAACAUGAUGGAAAAUUCAGUUUAAUAACCUUUGCCUGAUUAUUUAUAAACUAAAAUAUUUUUACCAUAACCAAAAGCAAGAAAUGGACCUGGAAAUAAUAAUGAUGAGUUUAUUUAAUUAGUCAAUCAAUUAAGAAGUAGUUCACCAUAAAAGGAAUAUUUAUAAACUGAAGAUAUAAAUACAUUGUAUUAUGAUGCUUUUUUGAAAUGUUUGAUGUUAUGUCAUGAGGCUAGAUUAGUAUUUGGUGCAGAUUCUAUUACAUAUGAAUCAUUUUCAAAGAAUGAAGAGAUUUCAUUAACAUUUGCUCGUUCUUGUGGUUAUUCAUUAGAAAAUUUUAAUAAAUUUGAUAGUCCAGAUAUGUAUUUAUGUAAGGUGAGAGGAAAUUCAACAUGGUAUUAGGUUUUAGGAUUGAAUUUAUUUACAUACACAAGAAAUUUGAAUUCAGUUGUAAUUUAGGCACCAAUGACAAUGGAUUUAGAAUUGAAAUAAAAAUAUGAAGCAUUAAAUUAAUUAUGUGGAGAGGGAUCUAAAAAUAAUUCAUUGUUAAUUUGCAAAGGAGAUUAUGAAGCAAUAAAAAGCAAAUUAUAAUUAAAUCAUAAAGAAAGAGAAGAAUUAGACUCUUAUAUUUAACAUUAUAAAUAGAGAGGGAUUAGAAUGAUAAUUUAUGCAACAAGAGUAUUGAGUGAGAGAGAAACUGAGAGUUAUAAAUAAUAAUUUAAUUUAUUACAUAGCUCUUUAACAAAUCAAGAUAUAUUACUUGAGUAAUUAGCAUUAGAAUAUGAAAAAGAGUUAAACAUAUUGGGUAUGAUAGGAUUUAAAGAAGAAUUAAAAAAUGAUGCUUUAGAUUUUAUAAAAACAGUUAAGGAUUGUAAUAUUCAUAUUUGGUUAUUGAGUGGAGAUUAGGAAGUAUAAACAAUAAGUUGUGCAUAAUCUUUAGAAAUGACAGAGACAUCUAAAUAUUUAAGGAUUGUAGCAACUGAUAAGGAAUAGAUAUGGUUGUAAAUUAAUACAGCAAUUGGAUAGAUUUAGAGUGAAUUAUAAAAGAUAUAAGAGAAAUAAUAAGAUAAACAUAUUAAUGAAAAUAUAUUAAAUAGAAGUAUGAUAAAAUCAAGUGUUACACUUUUUGAAGGUGCUUCUUUUUAAUAAGUGCUACAAUUUGUUUUAGUUGUAAAUGGUUAUUCUCUGUCAUUGAUAAGGGAAUCUGCAGAUUUAAUGAGUCAUUUUAGAUUCUUAUCUUGUGUAUGUAAGAAUGUAAUAGGAUUUAAUAUGAAUCCUUAAUAAAAGGAAUUAGCAUGUAUGAUUAUUCGUAAUUACUUUCCAAAUAAUCCAACUGUACUUGGAGUCGGAGAUGGAUAUAAUGAUGCAUUAAUGAUGCAAGCUGCUAAUAUCAGUAUAGAAAUAAUAAAUAGUAAAAGAAAUCACAUUUAUCCUUAAGUUAAUGCUGGAGAUAUUAGUGUUAAUACACUAAAAGAAAUUAAAGUAUUACUCUUAUAAAAAUGUAAAUUACAUAGUGAACGAGUAUCAUCUAUGAUAAUUUAUUUAUUUUAUUGUGCUGGCUUUUUAGGAAUGACACUUUUCUUUUUUAAUUGGUUUUGUUAAUUUACAGCUACAUCAUUACAUGAUUCAAUGACAGUAUUUUUAUAUAUUUUUCUAUAUUCUACUCCUAAUGCUUUAGUAAUUGGAUUAGCUGAUAAAUAAACUGACCCUAUUGUUAAUGCAAGAUUUCCUGCUUUUUACAUUGAUGGAUAAAUUAAAACACGUAGAUUCUGGUUUUUUUAUUUAAUUGAAGGUUUUCUAGAGUCAUUCAUUUGUGCUGCUUAUAUAUUUUAUUGUUGUACUUACAUGGUCAAUUAUGCAUGGACAAAUGAUGGCUAUUAAUCUGAUAUUUAAAUGGUAGCAACAUCUAUUAUAUAUUUACUUAUUACUGUAUCUAGUUUUAAAGUAUUAUUUAGACUUAUUUAAAAUAAUGUCAAUUUUGUGGUGGUAACUUUUUUAUUAACAUUUGGUUUAUUGGUUGGAUUUGUUUUUAUUAAUUAUAGAGGAAAUUUUAGUAAUUUUGAUUAUUAGGAAUUGACUUAUUAAUUAUUUACAAGAUUCAAUAGCAUAGUUGCUAUAAUAUUUGGUCUUAUUGGUUGUUAUUUUAUCAAUUACUUUUUACAUGAUUUUAUAAAAUUGAUUUAUUUUCCAAAUGCUUAUUAAUAGUUUGCAUUUUAGAAUAAAAGUGGUCAAGAAUGGGAAAUAAUAUCUAACAAAGAGAUUAUACAACAAUGUGUUGAGCAACAUGUGUAAAUAUUAUUAUUUAUUAAAUAAUAGUAAUGUUUCAUCAAUUAUUUAGAGAGUGUUCAUUGAUUGUUCAGCUACUUCCCCUUAUAUUUAAGAAAUGUUGAAUCCUGGGGAUACGAAGGUAACAGAAAUGAAAUUAAAACCUUUAACACUAGAAAUGAAAGAAUUAGUUUUGGAAUAAAAGUUCUUAGCUCAUAAAUUAAAUCAAUCAUUAAAACAUUUGAGACUAUUUUUAUGCAUUUUGUUAUUAUACUUUAUUGCAUACUGUUUGACAGAUUUCUUUUUGAGUGAUUUAAGAGUGUUUACAGGAGCUUAUUAUUUAGUUGUAUUUGGAAUAAUGUUUAUCAUAACACUGUUUUCUUGUAGUUUGAAAAUGGAAGAAUAAUAUUAUACAUAUUCACACAUGAUUAUACUGAUAAUAUUUGCUAUAAAAGUAGCAAUAGAUUGGUUAUCAGACGAUCUAACUAUAACAUUAUCAGCCACUUUAGUGAUAUAGUUUAGUACAUUUAAUUCAAUGAAUAUGAGUGUGAUACCAAUAAUGUUAUACAACAUAUGUUAUUUGAUUUAAUUAAUAGUAAGAAUAUUAAUCGUUGUUAUUUCAAAAGAUCUGAGUACUUCAAAUGGUACCUAUUCUUAGAGUAGAGUAUCUGUAUAUGCAGCUAGUACUCAAAUUUUAUUGGUUGUUAGUAUUACGAUAAGAUUUUUAUUCAGUUAUUAUAAAUCUAUAAAGCAUAGAAGAAAUGAUUAUUUGGCAAAAUAUUCAAUAGAAUAAGAUAAUGUAGCUGCUUAGGAUAUUUUAAGUAUUUUAGUACCUAGAUUUGUAAGACAAUAAAUAUCUACAGGAAUAUAUUCAAUGUAAUAGGCUUAAGAUGAUGUUUCUAUAUUGUUCGCUUAUAUAUGUGAUUUUGAUACAAUAAUGAAGGAAGAAGGGAAGAAUGUCGUAUUAAUGUUGGAUUCAUUGUUUAGAUUAUAUGAUAAUUUAUGUAUUUAACAUGGAGUAUAAAAAAUUGAAACUGUGGGAUAUACUUAUAUGGCAGCAACAGGGAUUAAGGCAUGUGAAUAAAAUAUGACUUCUCAUGUAACAAGAAUAGAAAAAACUAUGAGAUUAGUUAAUAUGGCUUUUGAUAUGAUGUAAUAGGUUUAAGGUAGAAAGUAUGGAAAAGGUAAUUAAAUAGAAAUGAAAAUUGGAAUUCAUGUUGGACGUGUUAUUGCAGGUGUUAUUGGUCAUCAUAAACCUUAAUUUUCAUUAAUUGGAGAUCCUGUUAAUUAGACAAGUCGUGUUGGUUCUACUGGAGAUACUGGAGCAAUUACACUUAGUGAAUAGGCUUUUAAAUAGGCUAGACAUGGAAUUAAAUAUUAUUAGAAGAAAUAGAAGGAAGCAAAGGGUUUAGGAAUUAUAGAUACAUAUUAAGUAUUCAAAACUAAACCAAUUGGUUAUUAAAUACCAAAGGCAUUUUAAUUAUGGUAGAAUUGCACAAAAGUUGUUGUUAAAGAUUUAAGAUAACAUAGAAGCUCACGUUAAAUAGAAACAAAAAAGAAAGGUUAAUUCUUAUCCUAACUUCACCAAUCCAUUAACCAAGAUAAUAAUAUGAAAUAAUCAAAUAAACUUGAUGUCUCUCCUAAAGGACAGUAGACAGUUCAAUUUUUAUUACCUUAAGGUUCUGCUUAAGAGGAAAAUAGGUCUAGAUUAACUAUUCAACAACAAUAAUCAGAAUAAGUGGUAACAGAAGAUUCAGUUUUGAUAACUAAUGAAUAAGAAGAAAAAGAACUAGAAUUAAUCAAACCAAAUGUUAUUUUAGAUAUACCAGAAAAUGAAAUUAAAUAAAACUUCAAUUAAAUUCUUAAAGAGCAAAACGUAGAUGAAUCUAGAGUGGGAAUGAUAUUUUUAUGGAUCACUUAUUUUGUAAUUACCCUUUUAUCAAUAAUAGUUCGUAAAUUAUUCGAUCACGAUUUGUUAAUCUUUGUUUUGAGAGUAUUAAUAAAAUUAUAAUUAGGCCAUCUUCCUCAUAAUAUCAUUCGUACUAUUUCCAAUUCUGUCAAAAGCCUAUAGAAAUCGAAUAGUAAAUGCUAUGUAUUACAUUUUAUUAAUAUAUGCAAUCUUCACAGUACUAUUUUAGGCAUAUUUAACUAAUAAUCAAGAAGUAGCAAUAAUUUGUUUAUUGGAAAUCUUAUACAUAAUGAUUGUGUCUUGUUAAAUGAAAAUGUUUUCUUUUCAAUAAAUGAUAUUAUACAUGAUGAUAAUGAUUGGAUUAUUUUUAGGGUUUUACAUUUCAACUGAUUUGAUAACACAUUAUGCAAUAUUUUAUAUAUGUUGCUGUAUGUUGAUAUUAUUGUUAGGAUAUUAUUUAGCAAUGAGUGAAUAAAUUUAGAUGUUUAAUAACUUAUAAAUAAAUGAAGAAAAGAAAGUGAAAUAAAUAAAUUUAGUGAGUCAAUUAUUACCAAUGCAUUCAUAUUUAAAAAUGAAGAAUAGUUCUAUAUAUGAUAAAAGUGAUUUUAUAGAUGAAUUUGAUGAUGUGACUUUAUUAUUUGCUGAUAUAAAAGGUUUUACUGAAUACUCACAUACUUAAACUCCUGAAGGUGUAGUAACAAUGUUGAGAAAUCUCUUUACAGAAUUUGAUAAACUUUGUUAAAGAUAUAAUGUUUAUAAAAUGUAUACAAUUGGUGAUUGUUAUGUUGUAAUGGGUUUUACAAACAGUGCUAAAAGAAAUGUAUAAUUUUAUAUUCAUAAAUAUUUUUAGCCUAUAUAAGAAGCAAUUAAUACAGUAAAAAUGGGAUUCUAGAUGGUUGACAUAAUCAUGUAAGUAAGAUAGAAAAUAAAAUUUGAUAAAUUGAAUAUGAGAAUUGGUAUACAUACUGGAUAAGUUACUGGAGGUAUAAUAGGAACUGAUAUUGUGAGAUAUGAUAUUUAUGGAAAAGAUGUUUCAAUUGCUAAUAAGAUGGAAAGUAGCGGAGUUGAAGGAAGAGUAUAAGUUUCAGAAACCACUAAAUUAAUGAUUGAACGAGCUGAAAAACAUGCUUUCAACUUUAAAUUUCAUCAUGUAUAUUAUUAAUCUCUAAUCUAUUUAGGAUGUUGAAUUGAAUAAAUUUAAUAUGAAUAUUAAAGGAUUCCUAGUAGAAUGGGAUAAAAGAAGAGAAGAAGCUAGUCUAGAUUAAUACAAAUCACCAAGUCGCCAUUAAUGA
This is a messenger RNA of Paramecium sonneborni, 7053 nucleotides long. The record is from the annotation of a GenBank genome assembly. Lineage: Eukaryota; Ciliophora; Oligohymenophorea; Peniculida; Parameciidae.